Messenger RNA from Haliotis rubra (blacklip abalone), 2004 nucleotides. RefSeq names its product cholecystokinin receptor type A-like. The record is from RefSeq and is a predicted model, not a curated record. Gene Ontology annotation, cellular component: membrane. Gene Ontology annotation, molecular function: G protein-coupled peptide receptor activity. NCBI's taxonomy places the organism in Eukaryota, Metazoa, Mollusca, Gastropoda, Lepetellida, Haliotidae. The transcript has a single exon. Bases 57 to 1280 code for a protein of 407 amino acids. Gene Ontology annotation, biological process: neuropeptide signaling pathway.
GCUGAUCCCGUGGUGAGAUAAUCUCAGAAGGAGGAUCACGAAGAGUGGAGUCUAAAAUGGAAGCUAUAGCAUGCAACGAAACAUUAUCUCCUGUGAUGACCGGGUAUCCAGUGAGGCCAGUAGAGACGAUAAUGGGACUGCUCGCCUUCUUCAGUCUGCUCGGCACGACUGGCAACGCAGUGGUUCUGUAUGUGUACACAAGGAAGAGGAACAAGCUGCCCUCAACAAUCUUUAUCAUUUCUUUGGCAGGAACCGAUUUGAGUGUUUGCAUUAUUGUUAUGCCAUAUACCAUGACUGUUGAAUAUCUGGACUACGAAAUCAAGUACGAUCUGCUGUGCAAAUUGUAUCUCUUUUUGAUAACGUCCAAUGUGCCAUUUUCGGCUUUCAUCAUGGUCGCGAUUGCAGUGGACAGGUAUAUAUGCAUUUGCCAUCCCCACUGGCAUGUGUUGGAUACAAGAAGGGCAAAACUCAUACUUUUUUCGUUGAUUGUUUUUUCAAUGAUUCUUGGAAUUAUCACCGCAUUAGCUUAUGGCGUGUACCAAUACAAAUCUAAGAUUGAUGAUGCACAAAUUAUCGAUCGCAAUUUUACAUCCGUGACAAGUAUAAAUUGGACCAUAGCAGAAGACGCAGAUGUAUGUCUUAACAAAACACAACACGCCAACUGUACCGACAAAUUCGAAUACAUGGUUAAUUGCACCACUGAUGUUCUCUUAUAUCGAUUCGUUGACUAUUCCGGUGUUUGCAAACCAAACCAACUGAUAUUUACCACAAAGUUUCGAAAAACGUACCAGAAGGUCUAUGCUGGGAUGUUUCUUGUUGCGUUUAUUGUGGUGUUUGUACUAUACAUUCUUAUCUACAAAUCGGUUCUUGAGAGGAGGUCUAAAAAGAUGAGACAAAGACGUAAAACACAACUGUCUCUUUAUAGAGAAACGUCCAUGACCGACACUCACUUAACAAUGGCAAACGGAAGUUCACGCAGUUCUGUCAAGAGAAGUGAGAGUAGAAGGACAAUGCUGGACAAGGAUGGGUGCAUUAAGGAAAAGUACUGGCUAGCUAAUAUUAGAACGGCGUUGAUGUUGUUUGUGGUAACACUCGCCUUCAUUAUGGCAUUCCUCCCAUCUUGGCUAAUGGCGCACAGAGUGGUUACUUUCAAUCCCAUUGUAUUUUACCUUUAUUUUGCAUAUAAUGUUUCAAAUCCUAUCAUUUACGCUUUUAUGAAUCCUGCGUUCAGACGUGAACUCAAGGAUUUGAUCAGCUGCAUGAGAUGUACGGACAUAUAACGCCAACGUGUGUCAACAGAUUCACAAACCUUUGCACCUUUGAACAGUGUGUUGUAAAUAUUUUGUUAUUGAUUAACUCUGCAUAUUUCUUUCAGUCACACCUUUUUCUGCCUUAUGUGGGUUAUAAUUUGGUAACAAGUGUAAACGUACACGUUUUAUGAGACUUUGUAAUAACAAUGAAUCACUAUUCUGCCUUUGAAUUUAUGGAUCAGUGAAGGAACAUUGGAUCAGUGAAGGAACAUAGGAGGACUAUCAGCAUCAGUGGCAAUAUCACAUAAUGACAGAAGUCAGUUUUUGUCCUAGAACAGACACUUUUCGACAUCGUUAACAUAUUAUAAUCACAUAUUUUAUUUAUUUCAUUUAAAUAAGCUCAGUGUUCAGCAGUGGAUAUCUUGUGUUUAUUAUAUAAACUAAUACAAAAUGUUUGGAUCAUUCGUAACUUACGCGUGUCAGUUCUGGGACAGGACAAGGGCACCUCUACAAGGAGUUCGUGUUGGUCUUUGAACAUCAGAAUAGCUUCAGAUGGUAAAUAUUCUACCCAUCAAAAGUUUAGACUCAGUAGUGUAAAUGUAGCCACUUACUUCAGUCAACUGUUGUAAACAACACUUUGCAAAAUAUUCCAUACUGUUUAAAUGUACUGUUUACUCAUGAACUGCUGUAUUGCAAAACAGAUUCGUAACACUGAAAAGAUCAUUGUCAUGAGUUCAAUAAAUGAUGAAACUCA